GUUGGAUACUUUUAUACUCUAUUAUAGCUAUAUACCACAUUAUCUAACACUGAAAAGGAUUGGAUAUUUCAAGCAUAAAGUUUAAAAGAACAUGCAUUCAUUGGUAGUCUGGUAACAAUGACUAGUUAGGCAAAACAACAUUUAGUGAAAUGAAGUAUGAUAACAUCUCUCUUUUGUUAUAUUUAAUUUGUCACACUAACUAUAGUAACAGUUGAAGUUGUCAACCGAUGGCAAUGGCGCCCUCAACUCCCUCUAGCGGCUCUGGCAAGAAGGUUAGAAAGCCUUAUACCAUCACCAAGUCUAGGGAGAGCUGGUCUGAGGAGGAGCAUGACAAGUUUCUUGAAGCUCUUCAACUAUUUGACAGAGAUUGGAAGAAAAUUGAGGAUUUUGUUGGUUCAAAGACAGUUAUUCAGAUUAGAAGUCACGCCCAGAAGUACUUUCUGAAAGUUCAGAAGAACGGGACCGUAGCACAUGUUCCUCCUCCUCGUCCUAAGCGUAAAGCUGUUCAUCCAUACCCACAAAAGGAAUCCAAAAAUGUUUUGGUGCCAUUUCCAGCUUCCCUGGCAUAUGUUUCUCCCACGUGGGAUGAAAGUUUCUUGCUCAUGAGUUCUGGAUCCAACAGAUCACUGCCCUAUCAGGAUGAACUCACCAAUCUUCAUGGAGAUGAAGCUGACAUUGGCUCAAAGGGGGUGACAAUAAUUGGCAAUAGCUGCGUUAGUGAUGUUGGGAACUCUACUAGAAAGUUGUCUGCUACUGAGAUACCAAAACAAGGGAAACAGACUCAGGUGCUUCAUGGUUUACCAGAUUUUGCUGAAGUUUAUAGCUUCAUUGGAAGUAUUUUUGAUCCAGACACAGAAGGCCAUGUCCAGAAGCUGAAGGAAAUGGAUCCUAUAAAUUUUGAAACUGUUUUGUUGCUGAUGAAAAAUCUCACUCUCAACUUGUCUAGUCCUGACUUUGUGCCCGUUAGGAAAGCCAUGUCAUCAUACGAUGCCAACACGGAAUUACGGCAGGAAUUGAUGUCAAGAAAUAGACAAAGGAUCUAUAAUGUCAAACAGCUCAACAAACAUUAAUUGAACAAGUGCGUGUUUUUUCCCCCUGAUGUUAUGUAGCUUUCCUACUACAGUGAUCAAAUUUGAAUGGAAGACUAGAGUUUUGCUCAACCAGCACACUCAUUGCGAAGCUUGUAAAUGCAACAAAAACCAUCAUCGGCCUUUGUAACCACAGCCAUGGAGAGUGAGUGUUAGAAAUGCUACCAAAACCAAAAAGAUAUGAAGGUGCACAGUGUUGCAGUGAUUAUAUUUCCAUUGUUUAAUUAUAUUCAACGAUUCAAAAUAGAGACAUAACUAUUUAACAUGAUUAUGCAGUAGAAGGUAUAUCACUAAGCCUUUCUAGUUAAAUAAACAGUUUACUGCAUGACAAUGCAUGUGGGGGGAGAGAGUUGAAGAAAAAUGACUUUGUAGUAAUUUUGUCUAUUUUCGUAUCAGUAUAAAUUUGCAUAAAGGUACUUUGACUAAUUUCUUCUGUAAUAAGUUGUCACCAUAAACUGGUGUUUGUUGGGGGCAAUGUACGAGAAAGGGAUACAAAAGCUUCAUAUGGUUUGAAUCUA
Vigna umbellata (rice bean) is the source of this 1606-nucleotide messenger RNA. RefSeq names its product protein REVEILLE 8-like. Gene Ontology annotation, molecular function: DNA binding. The record is from RefSeq and is a predicted model, not a curated record. Lineage: Eukaryota; Viridiplantae; Streptophyta; Magnoliopsida; Fabales; Fabaceae.